Diprion similis is the source of this 1417-nucleotide messenger RNA. RefSeq names its product fumarylacetoacetate hydrolase domain-containing protein 2A. The transcript has 7 exons. The record is from RefSeq and is a predicted model, not a curated record. Gene Ontology annotation, molecular function: hydro-lyase activity. NCBI's taxonomy places the organism in Eukaryota, Metazoa, Arthropoda, Insecta, Hymenoptera, Diprionidae. Bases 263 to 1312 code for a protein of 349 amino acids.
UUGGUCGGGCACGGUGAGCGUAUCUGAAUGUAAAAGCGAAUCCGAAUUCGAAAAGCGGGUUAGCGUGGAGUGCGGAAAAGAUCGCGAACGGUGGAAUCUGAAGCGUUAUCACGGCGUGAAUCGAUCGUAUCGCGAGGCCCGAUUACAGAUCGGACAUUUUUCCACGACACGAUUAGACGGUUUCAAUAAUAAUACACAUACGUACAUACUUACUUACUCAUAGAAUAAAAAAAAAGGGGGCAAUUAACGCCGUUCAGAAAUCAUGCCACUCAAAGGAUCGAUCAGAGUGAUAGCCAGGGCGUGUCUAUCGACCAAGUGCCCCUCCGGAGCCGAUAAAACGGCUGUUAAAAGCGCAGCGACGCAUUUUAUGCGAGUCGCAAGUCGAGGCUUCUCAACUACCGGAUCGCUCGAAAUGAGGUUCGUACAGUUUGUGAAUAAAAACGGGGGCCCCCAGCACCUUGGGGUACAACUGCAGCCGGGCGGCGAUAUCACAGACAUAUCGGCUGUCGAUUCGAGGAUCCCCAACAAUCUGAGAAAGUUCUUGGAAGGCGGCGAUGACCUCCUAAAAAAUGUCAAGAGGAAGGAGAGUUUAAUGGACACUGUGAAAAGGAUAGUAGUUGAGGGCAGAAGCAUAGUGCCAGAAUCCGACGUAAAUUUCCUUCCCCCAGUUACCCGGAUGGACAAACUAGCCUGCGUCGGCCUAAACUACAGUGGACACUGCAAGGAACAAGGAGUAGAAUCCCCAAAAAGUCCUGUCAUGUUCAGCAAGUUUCCCAGCAAUAUCGUAGGACCAAACGAUGACGUCGUUUUGCCCAGCAUAUCCGAUAAAGUAGAUUGGGAAGUGGAGCUGGCGAUAGUGAUUGGAAAGAAGGGCAAGGCGCUGAACAACCACGAGGCCGAGGAGUACAUAUUCGGCUACACAAUCGCUCAGGACUUAUCCGCCCGUGACUGGCAAAAAGGAACUCGAAACGGGGGCCAAUUUCUCCUCGGCAAGGCCAUGGACAAUUUCUGUCCUUUGGGACCUGCCGUUGUUACGAAAGAGGCAAUAUGUGACAUAAACAAUCUGUCUGUCAAAACGUGGGUCAACGGUCAGCUUAAGCAGGAUGGAAAUACCAGCGAGCUCAUUUUCAAGCCCCACGAUAUUGUCGCCUAUCUUUCUCAAUUUGUAACGCUUCUACCCGGUGAUGUAAUUCUAACCGGAACCCCUGGCGGUGUUGGAUUUGCACGCAAUCCACCGGAGUAUCUGAAGAAAGGAGACAUUUUAGAAUCGGAAAUAGAAAGUCUCGGUCGUAUGCGUAACACGAUGGUUUGAUUGUCGCCAACAGUUUCAAUAAACUGACACCAUUUAAGCGUAUAUUCGCAAAGAUUAUACGUUCAUCAUACUCUAAACGAAUAUUUUCACCGAUGAAAUUUAUCA